AAUUUAUUUGGAUAAAUUUGUGCCUCAAAUUCAUUCAUCUAUAAAUAGCAAUACUCCGCAAUACUCAGAAACAAGAACAAAAAUAUUUAGCAAGAUUUGAAUAAGACGAAGAUGAGCUCUGAACAAACAAAAGAUCUCCCGCCGCACGUGCUGAUUUUCCCUUAUCCAAUUCAGGGGCAUCUCAACUCCAUGCUCAAUCUCGCGCAUCUCUUCUGCAUAUCCGACUUCCACGUCACCUUCAUCAUCUCCGACUUCAACCACCGCCGCCUCCUCGAGCACACCACCGUCCCCGCCGCCUUCGCCCGCUACCCAGGGUUCCAGUUCCGCACUCUCCCCGACGGCCUCCCCGACGACCACCCCCGCGCCGGGGAGAGCGUCGUGGACCUCGUGUUCUCCGUCGAAAAAGUCACCGCGCCGCUCUUCAAGAAAAUGAUGCUCCACGAGAAUUUCUUGGCCGGCGGCGCCGCCCGUAGACGGGUGACUUGCUUCGUUGCCGAUGUUAUGCGUUUCGUCCCCGACUUCGCUAGAGAACAUGACCUUCCGUUCAUCUUCUACCAUACUACUAGCGCCGCCUUCUCGUGGCUUUAUUUUUGCUCUACUCAGCUGCUUCACGAAAUUCCUCUCCGAGGAAAAUCGAUGGAUGGAUUAGUAGAAAGUGUAGCAGGAAUGGAAGGUUUUCUCCGGUGGCGUGACCUGCCGAGUCAUUACCGUGCCGACGAUGUAAACGACCCUAUUCUUCAAGGCACAAUAGAGCGGCUAUCUGUGAAGGAAAGGAUCAUAUUUAACACUUGUGAAGAUCUUGAGGGGCCGAUAGUUGCAGAGAUACAGAAGCAUGUGCCGAGAAUUUUCUCCAUCGGUCCAAUCCACGAGCAAAUUAAAUCCAGAUUGACGGAGAAGAAGGCAGAGGUCUCGAUCAUCCAGGCGAGUCUAUGGGCGGAAGACCGGAGCUGCAUCGAUUGGUUGGAUGCGCAGCAGCCUAAAUCAGUCAUCUAUGUGAGCUUUGGGAGUAUAACGGUUGUGACGAGAGAGCAAGUGUUAGAGUUCUGGCACGGCUUGCUCAACAGUUCGCAGAGGUUCUUGUGGGUGAUGAGGCCGGAUUCCAUCACCGACAAUGAAGGAAAUGAUCAGGUUUUGGCGGAAUUAAUGGAACGUAGCAAAGAAAAGGGUUUGUUUGUGGAGUGGGCGCCGCAGGAGAAGGUGCUCAACCACUCUGCGGUGGGGGGAUUCUUGACUCACAGUGGAUGGAACUCGACUCUCGAGAGCAUUGUGGCCGGCGUGCCGAUGAUAUGUUGGCCUUAUUUCGCUGAUCAAACCACUAAUAGUAGGUUUGUGAGUGAGGUUUGGAAGAUUGGAUUGGACAUAAAAGAUACUUGUGAUAGAUUGAUUAUUGAGAAGGCGGUGAGGGAUUUGAUGGAAGUGAGAAAAGAUGAGUUUUUGGAAAGGGCAGAAAAUAUGGCUAAACUUGUGAAAAUGUCUGGUUGUAAAGGUGGUUCGUCGUAUACUAAUAUGGAUGCCCUAGUUCAAUAUAUCAAGUCAUUGGUAUUUUGAUUAUGAACUAGUACAAUAUUGCAAAUUCAGGUAGAGUUUGGUUGCUUAUAUAUGCCGAUUAAUUUAUUUGGCUUAAAUAUGGAUUGUUAUUGUUUACAUUUUUAUA
This is a messenger RNA of Salvia miltiorrhiza (redroot sage), 1654 nucleotides long. RefSeq names its product 7-deoxyloganetic acid glucosyl transferase-like. NCBI's taxonomy places the organism in Eukaryota, Viridiplantae, Streptophyta, Magnoliopsida, Lamiales, Lamiaceae. The record is from RefSeq and is a predicted model, not a curated record. Bases 112 to 1548 code for a protein of 478 amino acids. Gene Ontology annotation, molecular function: UDP-glycosyltransferase activity. The transcript is spliced from 2 exons.